AUGUCUAUCAAGCAGCACGCUCCUCCCGCUCGCGACUUCGCACUUGAUGGCCGUGAGGUCGACCUCCUUCACUAUAUCUAUGGCCGAAAAGACAUCAAGGAAAUUCGAAACAAUCCCCAGAAAGUCCUUGCGGCGAUUGACGACUAUCAUAGUCAGUUUAACGUACUCAUGAAUAUCGGUCCGACAAAAGGUGCACACAUUGUCAAUCUCCUCGAUGAGAGAAAGCCUUCUACAAUGGUUGAGCUUGGUAGCUACGUCGGUUAUAGCGCAAUCCUCUUUGCAGAAGCCCUCUCUAAGAAUGGAGGGAAACAAUAUCUAGGCCUUGAGCUGAACCCUGAAAUGGCUGCUGUGGCCAAUCAGCUCAUCGACCUAGCUGGACUACAAGGCAUAGCUAAGGUUUUGGUUGGGUCCAGUGAUGAUACUUUAAAACAACUCGUCCAAGAUGGAGUAAUCAAAGACAUCGAACUCAUCUUUAUCGAUCACUGGCAGGAGCGUUAUCUACCUGACUUGUGGCUUAUGGAGGAAUUAAAUCUUCUCAAGCCAGGGAAGUCCGUUCUGGUGGCCGAUAAUAUCAUAUAUCCCGGGGCACCUCAUUACCUCAAGUGGGUUGAGUCGACCACAGAACAGAAGAGCGCGAUGGUUGAGGCUGGCAAAGCUGGUACCCUGAAACCAAACCCGAAUUUGAUCUACGAAAGUACGACCACCAAAUUCGAGACCGAUUUCGGACUGGACGCUGUUACUGUUACCCGCGUGGUGGGGUGA
Molecule: messenger RNA, 762 nt
Organism: Penicillium chermesinum
Lineage: Eukaryota; Fungi; Ascomycota; Eurotiomycetes; Eurotiales; Aspergillaceae
Product: O-methyltransferase
Exons: 3
Coding region: 1-762 (253 amino acids)
Molecular function (GO): O-methyltransferase activity
Source: RefSeq, a predicted model, not a curated record